Messenger RNA from Synchiropus splendidus (mandarinfish), 1757 nucleotides. It is a transcript of the gene id3, whose product is annotated as inhibitor of DNA binding 3. Lineage: Eukaryota; Metazoa; Chordata; Actinopteri; Syngnathiformes; Callionymidae. Gene Ontology annotation, cellular component: nucleus; cytoplasm. The coding region runs from base 860 to 1210 and encodes 116 amino acids. Gene Ontology annotation, molecular function: protein dimerization activity; transcription regulator activity. The transcript is spliced from 3 exons. The record is from RefSeq and is a predicted model, not a curated record. Gene Ontology annotation, biological process: circadian regulation of gene expression; negative regulation of transcription by RNA polymerase II; cell differentiation.
AGCUGGGCCCGGAUAGGACACACAGCUGGCUCAGGCCUGCAUUCCUCUACAAAACAGGAUUGUGAGAAAAAGGGGGAAAAUAAGACACAAAUAGGAGCAGAACGGGACGUGCCUGGAUGUAAAGGAAUAUGUUUAUCACGGAGAGUGUCUUAGAUUCACAGGGAGCAUCUUCACUUUACAGUGCCACCAUCAGGGAUCAGUGCGACACAGAAGUGACACCACGACAAACCUAUUAAUCCGAGUGACUGUGAGAGGCAGCAGCUUGUGGAGUUUCCUCAUUUUAGGUCCAACGUUUGGGUGGAAAUGUAGAGGGAUAUUUUGUGCUGCAUUUACACCUCAUCACGUUCUAAUUUAACUGGAACUGUCGGGUGAUUUAGAUCCAAUGUUCAGGUCAUAAUUGUUUUAGAAAAUAGUAGGCAGUCGUGGUAUAAAUAUAUAUAUUUGUUGGGAAACUUGCUUUUGACGAUAAAAACACUGUUAAAAAAUCGCUCCUUAUACGUAGAUAAUGUCCGUAUUUCAACUCCAAAAUAUGAGGUGCGUUCCGCCAAAAAUGAUGUUGUGUAUUCAUGUGAGAAACCAACCUGGGAAACGGUAAGUAAUGGCUUGACAGUCCCCAGCAGGCAUCCCGGUUCAGUUUCCUCAUUCCUUCGAACGAUUCCUCAAGGUGGCUUCAGCCAGUCAGCGCUCGCCCGCUUCCCGGCCCAGCCAAUAAGCGCGCGGUGCGAACUCCAGGGGGCGGAUCCCGCCCUGCGCUGUAUAUAAGGGGCCCGCGCGGCGCCCUGUCAGCGCAGUCGCCUUUCACUCUCACCGCUCAAACUUACUCCCACUUCGCUCGUGCCGUCGCCGGUGGUUGGUCAACAUGAAAGCCAUCAGUCCCGUCCGCUCGGUGAGGAGCUGCUACAAGGCCGUGUGCUGCAUCUCGGAGCAGAGCGUCGCCAUCAGCCGGAAUAAGCACUGGUGUGUGGAGGAGCCGCUGGGCGCGCUCUGCGACAUGAACGACUGCUACUCCAAGCUGAAGGAGCUGGUGCCGAGCAUCCCGCAGAACAAGUCGGUGAGCCAGGUGGAGAUCCUGCAGCACGUCAUCGACUACAUCUUCGACCUGCAGAUCGCGCUGGAGGCGGAAAGCGCGAGCCCGCCGGGAGUUGUUUUGUCGAUAAAGACUUCAGACCUGACUCGCAACUUCAAAGAGGAAGGACGGCUGUGCCACUAGGAUUCGAACCGACACCGGUGCAGGGAAACACAUGUCUCCACUUCACUCCGGGCAGGAGGACAAGAGGGGCAGAAAAGGGUGGGAUAGGUCUUUUCUGCAGGAGAAGAUGGAGACGGAGCAGACGGAGAAAUAAACGUGUUUCCCAACAGACUGUGGACCGACGGAGAACAAAGCUUGGACAAAUCAGCGCACCAAAGCAGAAGAUGGGAUUGAAUUAUGAGCAUUUAUCAGCUAUAUAGCGGCGCCACCUUCUGUAUCAUCUCACAGUAAUAUCCACUUUAUAACAAUCUGGAGACGAGGUCAGGUGAACAUGUGUAUAUAGCGGCUGUGUGCGCGGAUGAACAUGCGUGUUGUGUUAGGUCUAAUCCGAACUCUAUACUAGAGUUUAUUUCAAGUGUUUGUGGGGAUCGUUGGAUUUCCACGAACGGACUGCUGCGAGUUUCAUAAACUCUUGUUUUGUUUUGGUUUUUUUUAAUCGUCGCUUUGUACAUGUUCGUUCUUACGAAAUAAAUGAGUUUGAAACAGGAUGUUUUCAGAUGAAUCUUGA